AUGGAAGGCGAUCCGAUGGGCGUGGCGCUGCCCGAGGACGCCCUCGCGGAAAUCCUCCGCCGCCUCCUGCCGCGCAGCCUCGCCACCUCGCGGUGCGUCUGCAAGGCGUGGCGCUCCAUCGUCGAUGGCCGCCGGCUGCUGCUCCCGGAGCUCCUGCCGCACUCGGUGCGUGGCAUCUUCCUCGAGUAUAACGAGGCCUCUUACCCGGGUUUCCUCUCUCACCCCUCCAUGGUGCCGGAUGAUAUCUUGGGCAAGCUCAACUUCCAUCGUCUUCCCCCCGACCCCUACCAGUGGACCUAUACUCACAUCGAGGGUCACUGUAAUGGGCUCCUGCUUUACCGAGACAGGCUAGGGCUCCAGGUGGCCAACCCCGCGACGCAGUGGCGGGCACGCUUGCCCCCGCCGCCGGAGAGGAAGAGGGAGGGGGGGAUCGUCCGGCCGCACCUUGCGUUUGAUCCAACCGUGUCAUUGCACUAUGAGAUCUUGCUCGUCCCUCAAACGCCUCUCCCAGAGGAGAGGGGCCAGCCCGAGCCGUCCAAGGAAUGGCCAGCAUCCACAUGGGUGUUGUGCUUGUUUUCAUCACGCACGGGGCAGUGGGAACAGAGGGCGUUUCUCCGCGAAGGCGAGGCUGCAGGGAUGGCUUCCGACGAGGUGUUGCACUGGACGUCAAAUAGCUGCAGCACUUAUUGGCACGGCAUGUUAUUUGUACAGUGCAACGGUGGAUUCACUGUUAUGAGAAUAUCCUUGUCAAAUAAUAAGUAUCGGGUGAUUAAAAUGCCAACAGAUAUUGAGGAAUCAGAAUAUUAUAAGCUUCAUCUAGGACGGUCAAGGGAAGGGCUAUGUUGUGCAACAUUUCGUGAUCGGACCAACCUUCGUGUUUGGAUCCUUGACGAUUCAUGUGGUACGAUGGAGUGGGCGUUGAAGCAUCACAUUGACCUUGACCAGAGUUUAUCACGUGUAAUGUGGCAUUGUGGGGAAAAGGAGGGACCCUGGAGUUUACAGGAUGCUAUCAAUGUUGAACACUAUGGUCAACAGGAUUUAAAUGAUGUUAACAUGGAUGAAGAUCACAGCAACAAUUCUUUUGUGAAGAGUGAAGUCGAAUGGGAUUCCGACAACGAUAAUAUAGGUGACAAUGAAUCUGAGGUCGUAGAGAGCUACUUACCCUAUGUUAGUUUUCUUGGAUUUCAUCCUUACAAAGAAGUCAUCUUCUUGGAUCUUCUUUCGCUAAGAAGAGCAGUGGCCUACCAUAUGAAUACCUCAAUAGUGCAGGAUUUGGGUAAUAUAUGGCCCAAUGACUACCACGCUGGGCACGCGGGAGACAUAAAAAGGUCUUUUCUGUACACACCUUGUUUGAUAGCAGAUUUCCCAGAAAACAAACUGAAAGCCCAUGUUGAAGGCUAG
This is a messenger RNA of Triticum turgidum subsp. durum (durum wheat), 1401 nucleotides long. NCBI's taxonomy places the organism in Eukaryota, Viridiplantae, Streptophyta, Magnoliopsida, Poales, Poaceae. The record is from the annotation of a GenBank genome assembly.